AUGACACGCCAAGAAUUCGCUCACUCUUUUCCUUUCUCAGCACCUUCGUCUCUUUCGUCUCGUCCACGUCACGUCUCAUCAAAUGAUUUAAAUAAGAACAACAACCUACGGACACAAACGUUAUUAGCGCGUCUAUUCCGACGCAAGGAGCAUUCUCCAUCGACUUUACGACCUCUGACGCUAGACAACGACGCUGUUUCGACUCGUCUUUUGUAUGGAGAAGAAGAAGAGACAAAGACACACGUGGAUUCGCCCAUGCGGACGCUCAUACGUUCGCUCAGUUUACAGCGCAGCGGUCGGAACUCACAAGAGGUGGUCCACAUGACACCAUCGGAGACGUUACAAGUGUUGAUAGAUGGCGUGUUUACUGAGCUUUUAGAGCCAAAUUCAUGGCAUGUUAAACCCAGUUAUUUUAUACUGGAACAAAGUAUGGAGAGCAAGGGUGGGAGGUUUAUCUUACGACAGUUUCAAUACUUGAGUGAAAGCAGAAAACCUGGUCACUUGAUGACGAUUAUCACAUUGUCUCGGAAUGAUUUGGUCAUGGAUAUAAAGACUCAUCAACAGAUGCAACACGUGCUGGAGCUGCAGUUGGCGACGUGUGAACAACGUACGGACAUUGACAGUAAAGAGAGCGAGAAGGAGAGAUGCGGCUCAAAGGUGAUUCGACUGGCUUCAGUGGACGAACGGACACAUGUCAAGUGGCUGCAUACACUCAAUGCGUGUAUAAGCAGACUUUUUGCAGAGACAGAGGAGACGCAGUAUCGACGAAACGAGACGUUGACAGCCUGGAUGGAACCUGCUAAGAUCAUGCCAAUAUAUGUACAAGAAGGGCAGAAGUCACGUGUAUUCGUCGCCAGAGACCGUAAAGAAAACGGUGGUGCGCUUAGCUGUACGAGUAGUGAAUGCAGUAACAACAAUCAUAGUGAAAGCGAAUUUCCGGCCGAAGAGAUUCGAGCUGCGAAACAAGAUGUCGCACGUGAGGACAAAUUAAAAUCGGCGUCGUGCAAUGUGCAGACAACAACGAGUGUACUUCCGGUCGUUGCGAUGGAAAAAUUGACAGCUCAGACAGUUGGGGGUUAUUGCUGCACGCCCGAUUAUCGGGUGAAGAAGUCGAUAGUGUUUCAGGACGUAUAUUGCGAUAAUAAUGCAGUGGGCGAGAAGGCAGAAAACAAUUACAAAAGCAACCAGGAUGGCGAUGAUUCUGAAGAGGACUUUGUCGCGGGCGAUCUUGCCACGCAAAGCUCUGUGGCGCAGUACAAAAGCGCUGUUUUGGCAGGAAAAGGGAUCUCUCCUUACCAAAGCAUAGGGAUGGAAGACGAAUACACGAAAGCCAGCUCGAAAUCAAGUGAUGCAAUAGCAGCCGGAAAUGGACGGCUUCCUCGCGCAGCCUUUGGAGCCACUAGCAGCAGUAAUAGUUUAUUCUCAAUGUUGCGACCACAGACGCACUCUUUUAACGCAAACGGACAGGUAUUUACCCUGGAUACGCGUUAUGAACUGGUCAAGCCGAUUGGAAAUGGAGCUUACGGCGCUGUGAUUGCAGUUAAGGACGUUGUUAACGGCGGUGACCACUUGGCUGUCAAAAAAAUCACAAAUAUUUUUGAAGACCUUGUGGAUGCAAAGCGGAUUUUGCGCGAGGUUCGGCUGUUAGGUCACUUCGAACAUAAGAACAUUACUCGGCUGCUAGAUUUAUCGCCUCCUCCUUCUCGCAAACAUUUUGAUGAUAUGUAUAUUAUCACAGAGCUUAUGGAGACAGAUCUGCACCAGGUCAUUUACUCCAUGCAACCCAUGUCAGACGACCACGUCAAGUACUUUUUGUACCAAAUGCUCUGCGCGCUGCAUCAUAUUCACUCGGCAGGCGUCCUGCACCGUGACGUGAAGCCCAGUAAUAUAUUGUUGAAUGCGAAUUGUGAUCUUAAAGUGUGCGACUUUGGGCUAGCUCGUGGAGGAGUUGGAUCAUAUAACGAAGGACAGCAGGAUGUCUCCGAAUUAGGCGAACUAACAGAGUACGUCGUGACGCGGUGGUAUCGAGCGCCAGAGAUUAUGUUGAACUGCCUAAAUUACACGACAGCUAUCGAUGUUUGGGCGGCGGGCUGUAUCUUUGCAGAAAUGCUUCUGCGCGAGCCAUUAUUCCCUGGAAAUGACUAUUUACAUCAGCUUAAGCUCAUAAUUAAGUUUCUCGGCACCCCAAAACAAGAAGACAUUGGUUUUGUGAAGAACACGAAGGCUUUGCGUUUCCUUACAAAGCUAGCAAUCUCCAAACCAAAGAAAUGGCGGGACGUAUUUGCUGAGGUUGGUGUUGAUCACUCAGUGAGCUCGGAUGCGAUCGAUCUAUUAAGCAAGAUGCUGCUCUUUAAUCCGGAGAAGCGCAUUUCGGUCGAGGCUGCAUUACGGCACCCGUAUUUGGCCCCAUUCCUAGACGAGAACGACCUGGUGGUCUCUCGGUCAUUUGACUUUUCGUUUGAUUUGGCUGAUGAGAAGUUGUCAAAGGAUGCUCUCAUUGAUCUUCUGUGCGAAGAUAUCGAACAAUUUCACCCACCAGUGCCAACUUCAAUCGCACCUGUGCCAUCGAGCUCCGCGAGUCGUUUUUUCCGAAUGGGAAUGACUGCGUAG
This is a messenger RNA of Peronospora farinosa, 2610 nucleotides long. Lineage: Eukaryota; Oomycota; Peronosporomycetes; Peronosporales; Peronosporaceae. The record is from the annotation of a GenBank genome assembly.